Crotalus tigris (Tiger rattlesnake) is the source of this 2454-nucleotide messenger RNA. RefSeq names its product ovotransferrin-like. The record is from RefSeq and is a predicted model, not a curated record. Bases 138 to 2273 code for a protein of 711 amino acids. Gene Ontology annotation, cellular component: extracellular region; recycling endosome; early endosome. Lineage: Eukaryota; Metazoa; Chordata; Lepidosauria; Squamata; Viperidae. The transcript has 17 exons. Gene Ontology annotation, biological process: antibacterial humoral response; iron ion transport.
CUGCUAACCCUGCAGAGUACAGGCUCUCUAUAAAAAGGCAAGCCAGCUGAGUCAACAGCCUUCACAGACUCUGUGGGAGCAGUCUGUGACUGACAUCUCUGCAGCACCUUGCCUGAAAGCAACCAGAGAGGGAGAAAAUGAAAUUUGCCCUCCAAGCCACUCUGUCCUUUGGGCUGCUGGCUCUGUGUCUUGCAUCUUCUUCUGUAAGAUGGUGCACAGUAUCCAAUGAAGAGCAGGAAAAAUGCCUAAGGCUGAAGAGCGAAUGCUUUUCCCAGCAACAAUCCAAGGGUUUUCCAGAACUGAUUUGUGUGAGGAAGACUGAUCACCAGGAGUGCAUAGUUGCUAUUAAAAACUCAGAAGCAGAUGCCAUCACUUUAGAUGCUGGUCUUAUUUUAGAAGCAAGCUUGAACCCUUAUUAUCUAAAGCCUGUUGUAGCUGAACUUCAUAAAAGAGACUCAGGAGUAUCUACUACUAGUUAUUAUGCCAUUGCUGUUGUGAAGAAAGGAACUAUUUCUUCAUUAGAAGAUCUCAGAAAGAAGAAAUCUUGUCACACUGGUUUUAAAAGAUCUGCAGGCUGGAACAUCCCAAUAGGAACUUUACUGAAACUGAAUUUGAUGCAGUGGGAUGGAACAUCAAUGGAACCUGUAGAAAGAGCUGUGGAAAGAUUUUUUGUUGCUAGUUGUGUCCCGGGUCUCAACCCUGUAUCAAAUCUGUGCAGUAUUUGUGAUGGAAACUGUGACUGGAAUGAUCCCUUUGUUGGAUAUGCAGGAGCUUAUCAGUGUCUGAAGUCUGGAAAAGGAGAUGUGGCUUUUGUGAAUGAGGCAAUUGUAUUAGCUGAUAGUCCAGAAGAAAGAAGCAAGUAUGAGUUACUUUGUCUUGAUGGCACCAGAAAGCCUGUUGAACAAUAUGAAUCCUGUCACUUGGCUAGAGUGUCGUCUCAUGCUGUGGUGGCACGAACUGUGGAUGGCCGGGCAGACAAAAUCUGGGCACUCCUCUCUUAUGCACUGGAACAGAACAAGCAAGACCAAUCAAGGUGCCAACUGUUUGCCUCCCCUCUUGACUCUGGCAAAGAUCUCCUGUUUAAGGACAGCACAUUCAGUCUUGUUCAAGUGCCUGAAGGAGCAGAUGCUGAACUUUACCUGGGUCCUAAGUACUGUGCUGCAAUAAAGAAUCUCAAAAGAGAGAGAUCUGAUCCAGAUCCUGGUACCACAGAAAGAAUUGUGUGGUGUGCAGUGGGCAAGGCUGAACAGAAAAAAUGUGAUGUGUGGAGUGGACAGAGCAAUGGUGACAUUGAAUGUGCUGUUGCAGAAACUACAGAAGACUGCCUUGUCAAAAUCAUAAAAGGAGAAGCUGAUGCCAUUACCUUGGAUGGAGGGCAUGUCUACACUGCAGGAAAAUGUGGCCUUGUCCCAGUAUUGACAGAAAUCCCUUCUGAAGAUUCUGCUGCAUGCAUAGAUCCCACGAAAGGUACAACAGUUAAAGGCUACACUGUUGUAGCUGUUGCUAAGGAAAAAGACACUGAAAUCAACUGGACCAAUCUGAGAGGAAAAAAGUCCUGUCAUACUGGUGUUGGUAGAACUGCUGGCUGGAAUGUUCCCAUGGGCCUUUUAAACAAACAAAAUAAUCUUAGUUGUAACUUUGAUCAAUUCUUCGAAGAAAGCUGUGCGCCAGGAGCACCUCCUGAGUCUCCAUUGUGCAAACUGUGCAAAGGCAGCGGUGGUGAAGGUAGCCUCUCUCAGAAAUACAAGUGUAAACCUAACAGCAAUGAAAUAUUCUAUGGUUAUAAAGGUGCUCUUCGAUGCUUGAUUGAAGCAGGAAAUGUAGCUUUUGUUAAACAUACCACCAUCACUGAGGUCACAGAAGGUGAGAACAAACCUGCUUGGGCAAGUGGCUUAACGGCUUCUAAUUUUGUUCUUCUGAACCUAAAUGGUGAACGAUGUCGUCAUGAUGAAUAUAUUAGAUGUCACUUGGCCCAAGUUUGCAAUCAUGCAGUAGUAUCAAGACCUGAACGAGCAGAAGUGGUUAAAAAGGUGGUACUUGAGCAACAGAAACUAUUUGGAAGCCAUGGAACUCAGAAAGAUGUCUUCCAGAUGUUCCAAUCUGAAGCCAAAGAUAGUUUGUUCAAAGAUGGCACAGAAUGCUUAGCUGCACCAAGUGAAGAUACCUUUGAAAAAUAUCUUGGGGAGGAAUAUCUGCAGUCUCUUGAAGGACUUGCCAAAUGUUCAUCUUCAGAACUCCUUAAGGUCUGCACCUUCCACACUCAUGACUGGUGAAUAUCAAGUUCUUGCAGUGAAAUGAAAUGGAUGCUUCACACUUACUUGCCCCAAGUUGACAAAAGUCUACUUACUUUAUUCUUCUUUAAUACCAACAAUCUGUUAAACUUUCCAUUAUGGCUUUGUAACUCUGUAGAGUCACUAGUGCAAAAAAUAAAUAGAAUUAACAUCUACAGUUUAA